This is a messenger RNA of Sardina pilchardus (European sardine), 816 nucleotides long. Its product is annotated as complement C1q and tumor necrosis factor-related protein 9A-like. Gene Ontology annotation, molecular function: protein binding. Lineage: Eukaryota; Metazoa; Chordata; Actinopteri; Clupeiformes; Clupeidae. Bases 1 to 729 code for a protein of 242 amino acids. The record is from RefSeq and is a predicted model, not a curated record. The transcript is spliced from 4 exons.
AUGACGGGGACUAUUCUACAGCUAGUGCUGCUCGUGUUGUCUGGCUUGGCCAGCGCAUCCAAAAGCUCCCCAGGUGACGUUCAGAGUGAGAACCCGACUACAGUCCAGCUGGACGUCUCUGCUGAGCUCACUCGUCUGAGGGACAUGGUGACGGAGCUCAGGGUGGAGCUGUCGGCCACUCAGGCUGGGUUACAGUGCAGCAACACCCAGCUGAACAAGAUGGAGGCAGAGAAUGAAGCACUCAAGGCAGAUUUGAGGGAUGUGAAAGACAGACUGGUGAUCAGUGAGAAGGAAAUUGAGAGUCUGAAGGAUGCAGAACAACCCAAGGUUGCAUUUUCAGUAGCUUUAUUGGACUCUGGAUUCAUGGGCCCAGUUUCUAUUGACACCAACUUGGUUUAUACCAAAGUCAUCACCAAUGUGGGACAGGCCUUCAGUAAUAUCACAGGUUUCUUCACAGCACCAGUGAGGGGAGUGUAUUACUUCCGAUUCACCACUAGGGACAGUCUUGACUCUCGUCACAUGGGGAUAGUUCUGUGUAAGAAUGGAGAGAAGGUCAUGUUUGUAGAGGAGGCUGAUAAUGAUGGGCUUCGUCACUACCUCUCCAGCGGUGCGUCUCUGCAGCUGGAGGUGGGAGAUGUGGUUAACAUGCGUCUGCCUGCUGGCUACAGGAUCUAUGAUGACGCUGAUAAUCACACCACCUUCACUGGUUUCCUUCUAUUCACCCUAUGAGGAAAGUCAUCAUAAAGGAGGCAACUGAGGUUUAUGAUGGGUUUUUUUAUUAUUAUUUGUUAUUUUUAUUUAAUGUUAUUUAAGUCU